This is a messenger RNA of Arctia plantaginis, 1122 nucleotides long. The record is from the annotation of a GenBank genome assembly. NCBI's taxonomy places the organism in Eukaryota, Metazoa, Arthropoda, Insecta, Lepidoptera, Erebidae.
AUGUUAGACGUUUUUCGUGGAUUGAAGAAUCUUAUUAAAGUGAACUAUGUACAUAUCGAUUCACCGGUAUUCAGGUUGCACUACUCAAUCACUGUUAUUCUACUGAUCUCGUUCAGCCUGAUCGUGACGACGAGGCAGUACGUAGGGAACCCUAUAGACUGCAUACACACUAAGGACAUACCAGAGGACGUCCUCAAUACCUACUGCUGGAUCCACUCGACGUACACGCUCAAAAGUUUCUUCUACAAGAAAGUGGGUGUCGAGGUGCCGUACCCAGGCAUUGGCAACAGCAGGGAGAAAGGGGAAGAAGAUAUGAGCGACAGAAAAACCUACAAAUAUUACCAAUGGGUGUGUUUUUGCCUAUUUUUUCAGGCAAUGCUGUUUUACGCUCCUCGAUGGCUAUGGAAGUCAUGGGAGGGGGGCAAGAUAAGAGCCCUAAUGAUGGACUUAGAUGUGGGAGUGUGCACGGAGAUAGAGAAGAAGACCAAGAAGAAGUUGAUACUCGACUACUUGUGGGAGAACCUGAGGUACCACAACUGGUGGGCCUACCGGUACUACCUCUGCGAGUUUCUAGCCCUUGUCAAUGUUAUAGGGCAAAUGUUCCUGAUGAACCGCUUCUUCGACGGCGAGUUCAUGACGUUUGGUCUAAAAGUCAUCAAAUAUAUGGAAUCGGACCAGGAGGUCCGCUUCGACCCUAUGAUCUACAUAUUUCCAAGGAUGGUGAAAUGCACACUAUUCAACAAGUUCGGUUCGUCAGGCGAGGUGGAGCGACACGACGCUCUCUGCAUACUGCCUUUGAACGUAGUCAACGAAAAGAUCUACGUUUUCCUCUGGUUCUGGUUCGUCAUCCUCGGUGUUCUCACUUUCAUCACUCUUAUUUACCGAGUCGUCAUUAUCUUCUCACCUCGCAUGCGGGUGUACAUGAUGCGCAUGCGAUUCAGGCUCGUCCGCCGCGACAACAUCGACACAAUCGUCAGGCGAAGCAAGAUGGGCGACUGGUAUCUUCUCUACAUCCUAGGAGAGAACUUAGACUCGGUAAUAUUCCGGGAUAUUAUGCACGAGUUCGCAAACAAGCUGAACCACAAUUAUCAACACCACAUUCACGGUGUUCCGGACGCGUGA